This is a messenger RNA of Onychostoma macrolepis, 2682 nucleotides long. RefSeq names its product neural proliferation, differentiation and control, 1b (gene npdc1b). The record is from RefSeq and is a predicted model, not a curated record. The transcript is spliced from 9 exons. Gene Ontology annotation, cellular component: membrane. Bases 235 to 1194 code for a protein of 319 amino acids. NCBI's taxonomy places the organism in Eukaryota, Metazoa, Chordata, Actinopteri, Cypriniformes, Cyprinidae.
ACAGCUCGGGUAUUUUCCCAGUUCAGAGAGAGAGAGAGAGAUCAUCAUCUCAAGCAGCGCACAGGCAACAGCAUCAGCAUCGGUGGUGGACGCGCGCUGAAUGAUCUGAACACAUCCUCCCGACUGCACACUUGAGUGUCAUUACACAGAAAUUCCAGUCAAAGGCUUUUCACAACUGUGGGACGGGGGAAUGAUAAACCCCGGAUCCCCCGGGCCGUUGUACUGUUCGUAAGGAUGCGAUCACUGAGCCCACCGUGGGCCUCGCUACUCACCGAGGCUUUCCUCAUCACUACAGUCGCCGUCAGCGCUGCAAUGGCAGUUGUGGGACAUUGUCCUCGAAGUCUGGACUGUGCCCGGGAGCGACGGCACUUCUGCCAGCCUGGCUCUUCACACUGCGGCCCAUGCCUAGACCCAUUUGUGGAGAACAAACGAGGGAAGUGUGUGAUCAGGAGACGAAAUCACCCUGCAGUCAAGGUCAGCCAUCUCCCAGAGCUGGAUGAAGAGAUAGACAUUCUCUCCUCCAUCAUCAGCAAACACAGAGAAUCAGAGAUGAAACACUCAGCCCCCUCUCCAGCUGCUUCCAAAGCCCCUGAGGAUCAAUCCUGGCCGAGCAGUCAGCACGGAGCAGAGGCGUCUUCUACUGCUGCUACAUCAGAACAGCCUCUGACAAGUGCCCUGACUACCGCCGCCUCUACCACCAGCCCAGCCUCACACACUCCCUUUAUCUCUGCUGUGCACAGCGCCCCCUUUAUCAUCCCGUACCCCUCUGAGGACCACUCUUUCAUCAUAUUUUUGGGUGUGUUUCUCAUGGUGGGCUCAGUUGCCAUGGUCUUGACCGGAGUGUGUUGGGUCAGGAUGCAGAGAGGCAGUCGUCUGGCCCAGAAGAUUGAUUAUCCUGCUUUUGGGUCAAUAGGUUCCAGUUCUUAUGAUAGUGGCAUGACUGGUGAUAAAACACUUGCACAGAGUGCCCAGAUGUACCACUUUCAGCUUCAGAAGCAGCAAAUGAUGUCACUCAAGCAACGAAAUGAUUCCAAGAUUCCAGAGUCAGGAGCCACUUCAGAUGAGGAGAAUGAAGACGGAGACUUCACUGUGUAUGAGUGCCCAGGACUUGCCCCAACCGGGGAAAUGGAAGUGAAGAACCCACUGUUUGAUGACUCCACUUUUCAUCUUCAUCUGCAGAGAAGUUACAACUAAACACGAGUACUCAGAGGACGCAUCGACUCCACGCAUGAAAUCACAACGGUGUGCUUUCCUCAUCUGGUCCAUUCAGGCAAGGCCACAAAGGUCACCAUGGUUCGUGUGGACAUUUGAGAGCAUUUUUCUUUUGUGCUGUUAAAUACAAGUUGACACUGGUGUUGCAGCUUCCAUUCAUGAACAGAAAACAGAAUGCAUUGCAACACUGACAGAAAUAAUUCACCUUGUUAACAUGUUGAUUCACACAUACACAAGCAUUCUUUCUAAAGACCAGCCCCUUCGACCAGGACCCUGCGCUGUAGUACCUUUCAGUUUAACGGCAGAUGUGUAAAAACAUUGCAUGGAUUUCUGAUUAAGAGUUGCACCCAUCCUGUAUAAUCACUCAGAGUCUAUUUCCUUACGUCCUCUGGACCUGUUUGGUAGUAAUGUCCGUUAUAAACAUACUGUACGUAAGAGACUGGGCAUCCUGGAAAACCUUUGAACAUGAUCUGCUCUUGAUACCAGCUCAAGACUCAAUUUAAUAUCAGGUCAUUGCUGAGUUCUGUUAUGACGUCUUCUGUAGUAUAUUGUGAGUACUGUGCAAUGGAAAGGAAACUUAUUUAUAGCAUUAAUUGUUUGAACAUAUCUUGCCUGCAAACGCUAGUCAUCUUUAGAAUGGACGUGGAAGUUGAGGAGCUACGUAAAUUACGCGAUUAGCAUAUUUUAUGGUUUCUUCUACCAAAUUCGUCUGUGACUGUAUUUUUUAAAAUACCAAUGGUGAUUUUAAUAUUUUUUUAUAAUUGUGCUCACAAAAAUAACCCUAAAUGAUAUUAUGUAGCCGCUGUAUAAUCAGAAUGGUCCUACUAUGCAUGAUUUGAAGCUGUGUAAUGAAGAAAGUCAGUGUGCAUUUCUGGUUCAUUUAUAGAACAAAAACACAUGAAAUUGGAAUUUUGUAUCAAACCCAGUCAAAUCAAAAAGACCUGAUUUGCAGCGUAACAUUGUAUAUAGCUGCUAUUGUGUACAGGCCAGGAUUCUCUGAUCUAUGUGCAGAAACCUCUGUGCUAGAUCACUAAUGGUGACGUGAUAAAGUUUGAUUCCAGAGUGCGUGUCGCUCGCUGCUGUUUCUCAGGAAAUCUGCCAACAGUAGCCGGUUUCUGUGCAGCAUUUUAUGUAAUUCCUGCAGGGGAUCUGUUCAGGUUCCUCUGGAUCUUAUACCUUUGAAUCAUUUAGUCAAAAGCCGUGGAAGUAUCAUCAGUCUUUCGAUAUUGCAUUGGGGCAAAGGGAAGCCCUUCAAAUUUGAAAUGUGCCUCCUUUAACAUCCUCUAAUUGUUCUGUUCUGUUAGAGAGUCAUUGUGGGGAUGUUAACUCUGAUAUGACCUCCACAUUUCAAAAUAAGUCACGAUGGUCUUUAGUUGAGCCCAAUAAACCUUUUUCAGCUACUGAGAUUGCCUGACAUGCAUGUAAAGAUGGAAUAUAUAAAAGAGGAAAUAAAUAUUUAUAUCAGCUCAA